GUCGUUUUCUGAGAAGAGACCAUAUUUGUUCGCAGAGGAAGCGUUGCUUUCUGGGAUCUGGCUACGGCAGAAAAGACCUCGGCUUCUGCGGGGCUGUUCCAGAGGGUACCUGGGCCUCGGAGGACCGAGGACAGCUCCACGCUCCGGACUUGGGGUGCCCUGUCCAUGGGUGCGGCGCCCGCACUCGGCUGGUGAGCUUCCUCCCGGGACAGCAGCCAUGGCAUUGAGAAACGUGCCCUUCCGCUCGGAGGUCCUGGCCUGGGACGCCGACAGCCUCGCCGAGUACUUCAGGAAGCUGAACUACAAGGACUGUGAAAAGGCCGUGAAGAAGCAUCACAUCGAUGGACCUCGGUUUUUGAACCUGACAGAAAACGACAUUCAGAAGUUCCCUAAGCUCCGGGUGCCGAUUCUCAGUAAGUUAAGUCAAGAAAUCAACAGGAACGAAGAGAGGAGGAGCAUUUUCGCACCGCGCAAACCCCAAGUCCCACGGUUUCCUGAAGAAACAGAAAGCCACGAGGAAGACAACGGCGGCUGGUCGUCCUUUGAAGAAGAUGACUAUGAGAGUCCCAACGAGGAUCACGAUGGGGAGGAUGAUGGCGACUAUGAGUCCCCCAAUGAGGAGGACGAGGCGCCCGUGGAAGACGACGCCGACUAUGAGCCGCCACCCUCCAACGACGAGGAAGCUCUGCAGAACUCCAUCCUGCCUGCCAAGCCGUUCGCCAACGCCAACUCCAUGUACAUCGACCGUCCCCUCUCCGGGAAAUCCCCACAGCAGCCGCCCGUGCCCCCCCAAAGACCGAUGGCCGCCCUGCCUCCCCCGCCGGCCAGCCGGAGCCACACGCAGCCACUCCCCACACCCCAGCCCAACCAGGAAGAGCCUAGCAGAAGUAGAACCCACAAAACAGCAAAGCUCCCCCCGCCUUCGAUAGACAGAAGCACGAAGCCCCCCCUCGAUCGGUCAUUAGCGCCACUCGACAGAGAGCCCUUCACACUAGGGAAGAAACCGGUGUUUUCCGACAAGCCCCCGACCCCAGCAGGAAGGCCUCUCGGGGAGCACUUACCCAAGAUACAAAAGCCUCCUUUGCCACCAACCACGGAAAGGCAUGAAAGAAACAGCCCCCUGCCAGGGAAGAAGCCACCUGUGCCAAAGCAUUCAUGGGCACCAGACAGAAGAGAGAAUGAUGAAGAUGACAUGCAUCAGAGACCGUUGCCCCAGCCCACACCGCACCUCAUGAGCUCCAACACCUUCCCCUCGCGAUCCACCAAGCCGUCGCCCAAGCACUCUCUCCCGUCGCCUCACAAGUCCGGCACAUUCUCGGAGAGCGGCGGUUUCCCGCAGAGCGCCUCCCUGCCGCCGUACUUCUCUCAAGGUGCUGGCCACAGACCGCCCCCCAGAGCCGAAGGCAGGAACUUCUCCUUGCCAGUUCCAAACAAGCUCCGGCCGCCGUCCCCUGGGGAAGAGGAGAACUCAUUAAACCCAGAGUGGUAUGUUUCUUACAUCACCCGACCAGAGGCGGAAGCUGCUCUCCGAAGGAUAAACCAGGAUGGCACUUUUCUGGUUAGAGACAGCUCUAAAAAAACGACAGCCAACCCGUAUGUCCUCAUGGUGUUAUACAAAGAUAAAGUUUACAACAUCCAGAUCCGUUACCUGGAGGAAAGCCAAGUUUACAUGUUGGGAACUGGACUCCGAGGGAAGGAGGACUUUCUGUCUGUGUCGGAUAUCAUCGACUACUUCCGGAAAAUGCCGCUCCUGCUCAUCGACGGGAAAAACCGAGGCUCCAGAUACCAGUGCACGUUGACACACGCCGCAGGGUUCCCGUAGCGAGUGGCCAGGCAGGGAAGCCCCCCACCCUGCUGGGGCACAGGAAGCCAACCUUGGUGACUGGACACUUAGGACCGAAUCAAACCCCUCAACUCAAACACAAAGGUUUGGUCCUUUCGCUUAAAGAAGUGUUUGAAAUGAAGACUGUCAGGUGUCCCAUAAUUUAUUUAUUCUGCAGUGUAAAGGGACAAUGUUCACACUUGAACUCUAGUCCUACACUGUAGUAACUCAUAUAAAUAACGUGCAUUUCUGUACCCAUAUUAAAGUACAGUUGUUUAUACAGCUACAUAAUUCGGGGCAAGUUUCAAAACACUUAAACAAUAAUAGUUUUUGCUAGCACAUAAAACUGAUUUUUUGGAUAGCCGAACCUUGUCAUUCAGUGGCAAUCAUCAGUUUUAAAUGGAUAAUUUAAAAACUAUUAAAAUUAACUUUCUUAGCAGCAAUAAUUUAAAAGUCUUCAAAAGUCUUUUGUCCUUUCUUACUUGGUGUUUCUUUUUGUUGAGGGGAUUUUGUAUACUUUUUUUAUGCAAAGAUAAAUGCAUGUUGGAAUAACUUCCUGGGAUUAAAAUGAAUUUGCCUUUUACUUCACUUUUGAGUUCCUGAAACAACCUUACUGACUUUACUGUUUAGUCUGUACUAUUGUAUUUUUGUUUUAAAGCAAACUUAAGCUACAAAUACCAAAAUGAAACAUUUUAAAUUCAGAGGUGAGGUUUGGGUGUCAAAUACAUCUGGAUUUAAGUACAUUACAUCUCAACACCCACAUCCCACCUCCUCUACCCCCACCGAACUCCAAAAGCAUGUUAAGUGAUGUAGAUGUUACCAAGGUCUUCCUGGGAAGAUGAAAAAGCAAUGAAUGUACACAGAACACUGAUCAGCGUUUCUGGCUGGAUGACCUUUCUUCCACCUCUUUUUAUCUCCCGGUCAAUUGUCAUAAAGUGUUUUUCCUCAUCCUUUCCCAAAAAGCUUUACAGAUUCUGCAAAGCAAUUCAGCUCUUUCCUUCAUUUACUUAUCUCACUUUAGUAGGCAUUUUAUGAAACAAAAACCUGGAAUUUAGGAUUCUUCACGCUUUCCCUUUUGGACCCUUGGUUCUUAUUCCACAACUUUUAUUAACAAAAAUUGUUGGCUUCUUGCUUAAUCUACGAGUUUUCUGGGUGGCAAAUAUCUUGCGACUUCAUUUUCAUGAGCUAAUAGAACAUGGAAGGGAUCUAGGAAGUCACUGUGUUAAAACUGACAGUUUACUAUGAUGAGUGUGUGGAUACUUUUAACCAAUGAUAAAAAUGUUUCACAAAAUUUCAUCCUUACAAACCAAAGUUCUCAGUUUAGAGUCCAGAACUUGGGAGUUCUAAAGCUGAAAACCUGCAUUUAUUUACAUGUUUAUUCAACAGAAUAUUCAACAAGCAUUUAUUCAAUGCCUGAUCUGUGUUAAAUAUUGAGUUAGGUUCCGGGUAGUGAGGCUAACAACCACUAUGAGUUCUGUACUGGAGCUGACCUUGUGUCUUGCUUCAUAGUAUUCUAUCCUUUAUAUUAAAAAAUAUCUAACAUGAAGGACAUGGUAGAUUUCAAAUCAACUACUUGGUAGUAAAUCGUGUACAAGGCAAACCAAAGCCUAUUAUUUUAAGUCUCCUUUGGUGGAAAGGGACAGGAAUUCGAAGUUUGGGGACGAAGAUAUAAAACUCAAAGCUGUCCUGCUACGGCUGGAAUCGGCGGUGAGCACUGUUAGGACUCGCACAGGCAGUCGUCCCUAACAGCCACUCCGCAAGCUCCCCGCCCCAGAACGAAGACCAAGCUGGCCAGACAGGAGUGCAACUGGACUGCAGGAGCCGGAGCCGCGCCAGUCGCACAUCUGCAUUCCUGUGGAUCCGACCCCUGCCCACACCCCCAACCAAGACCCCCGCACCCCGACAGGCGAAAGCUUCCCGCCAGUGGAAGCAUGUAAGGACGAAACCCCAGCUCUUAGGGGCGGCCUUCAUUGACCCACACCCAUGGCUCGUUGAUGUGCAGCCCUUCCCUUUGGAUAGCCCCACCCCCCACCCCCCUUUCUUGAA
Molecule: messenger RNA, 3868 nt
Organism: Molossus molossus (Pallas's mastiff bat)
Lineage: Eukaryota; Metazoa; Chordata; Mammalia; Chiroptera; Molossidae
Gene: LCP2
Product: lymphocyte cytosolic protein 2
Exons: 21
Coding region: 218-1822 (534 amino acids)
Biological process (GO): intracellular signal transduction; cell surface receptor protein tyrosine kinase signaling pathway
Molecular function (GO): protein binding
Source: RefSeq, a predicted model, not a curated record